AUGUAAGUUGAAAAUAAUUCGGAAGAAUAAAAUAAGAAAAAAUAAAAUGAAGAAGAAACAAAAGAAAUUGUGACAAUGAAAAGAAGAUUAAUAGCGUCUUUUGAUUUUUUCAAAUUCAUGCCUGUUCCUAAGUCUGAAAUGAUAUCAUCUAGAAGAAGUUUAUAUGGAAGUCUUUUGAUGAUAGGUUGUUUUGUAGCAUAUUUUAUUUAUACACUUGUUGGUAUCAAUUAAGUUUGAGCUUUAAGCAUUUAUUACAAAUAAUAGUCCUACAGUAAAUUAAUACGAAGAAAUAUUGGACACCCUAAAUGUAACAUUACCAGAUAUAGCUUUUGGAUACUUUUUUGGAGAUCCGUAUAAAUUUAUAUAGAAUCAUAUUUUAGAUUUUCAAAAACCAUAAAUGAUCCAUCAAUCUUCUAUUUUGAAAUGUUUUAAGUUUCUAAAUUUCAAGAUGUCUCAAAAAAAGAUGUAAGAACACAAAUACCGUUACAAACUUGUAAUCCUGAUUGGGUUCCUGCAUCUAACUACACAAUCUUAUGUCCAAGGUAAUUUUCAUUUAUAUGUACAUAAGUGAGUCUGCAAAUAUGUCAGGAGCUCUAUAUCAAACUCCUAUAUUUACAUAUCCAAGAAUUUAAGUAACAUACUGCAUAGAAGGAGGUAAUCAGACUUGUUUGAGUUAAUAAGAAAUUGCAUAAAUUGCUGCUGGGUAUACAUUCUUGAUCUAUUUUAAAAAGAGGAAGAAUUUUAUUAUACGUUCGGGAUAAUUCACCAAACUUCGAUCUUACAACGGGAAAUGCUGUAGAAAGUGUCCCAUAUUCAACUUAUUAAUACUUUCUAAUGCCUGGCUUAUAUCCUAGAACUGAAAUAUUCUUUUAAUUAGAAAAAUAUACAAUAAAGCCUGAUUUCUUAAGAAGGUGGAAUGAUGAUAUUCGAAUCUUUUUAAGUACAGAAAAAAUCAACAGUUGGAUUACUAAUGUUAGUGUUUAUAGUUCUUACAAUGCAUAUUAAAUAGGAUUUCGUACAGAAUUGGUAUCUAAAUUAGAUUUAUUUUUAGACACAAUAAAUCUCUGUUUUAACUUAUAAAACAUCCUUUGAUAUGAUUUCAAUUAUUGGAGCCUUUUGGGGAGUAUUGUAUUUUCAUAAUUUUAUUUAGGUUCUCUGCAUUUGCUGCUUAUUUUUUAGUAUAUAAUCAAAACACAUUUUAUAGAGAGAAUAAAUAAUGGGAAGAUUUUGGAAAAUAAAUUGGUGUUAGAAAAGCUGCUGAUGUCUUUAAUCUAACUGAAGAAGCUCCUCAUUCUAAGGUGAAUGAUUCUAUUGUUUUUGAAAUGACAGAAAUUCAUCAAGAUAAUAACCAUUCUUAAAAUGAAUAGGAUGGAAUUUGA
This is a messenger RNA of Paramecium sonneborni, 1379 nucleotides long. NCBI's taxonomy places the organism in Eukaryota, Ciliophora, Oligohymenophorea, Peniculida, Parameciidae. The record is from the annotation of a GenBank genome assembly.